UCACGUUCGAAAAGCGACCUUGAGAGGAACACCCGCAAAAAUGGCCGACGAGCACUACAACGCCGAGGAGGCUGCCGAGAUCAAGAAGAAGAGACAGUUCCGCAAGUUCUCCUACCGCGGUAUUGACCUCGACCAGCUCCUCGACCUCUCCUCCGAGCAGCUCCGUGAUGUCGUUCACGCUCGUGCCCGCAGACGCUUCAACCGCGGUCUGAAGCGCAAGCCCAUGGGCCUCAUCAAGAAGCUCCGCAAGGCCAAGCAGGAGGCCAAGCCCAACGAGAAGCCCGACCUCGUCAAGACCCACCUCCGUGACAUGAUCAUCGUCCCCGAGAUGAUCGGCUCCGUCGUCGGUAUCUACUCCGGUAAGGAGUUCAACCAGAUCGAGGUCAAGCCCGAGAUGGUUGGUCACUACCUCGGUGAAUUCUCCAUCACAUACAAGCCCGUCAAGCACGGUCGUCCCGGUAUCGGUGCCACCCACUCUUCCCGUUUCAUUCCCCUCAAGUAAAGAAGAAAAGCUUUUCUGGGGAGUUGUGUGGAGGAAUUGGGCGUACGGAAGUGCUGGGAGAAUCUACGAAAAAAUGGAUGGAUACCAUAUGCAUUUCUCUGGGUUCAUCUAGUUGUAUGUCAAAUGCGGGUCAGCUGUUUGCAUCUCAAUAUAAAGGUCUUGUCGGCAUGAGAACGAACCAAAACCGGGGAGUCUUCGGAUUCUCGAUGACGGAGAUGUCCCAGGCCUCAGCCUGCCCGGGUUGAGGCCGCAGACUUUUGUCUUUAUAUUCCCGAGCGAAAGUCUAAUUUAACGAAUUCACCUUCAAA
Messenger RNA from Aspergillus saccharolyticus JOP 1030-1, 810 nucleotides. Its product is annotated as 40S ribosomal protein uS19. The transcript is spliced from 5 exons. Bases 41 to 502 code for a protein of 153 amino acids. Gene Ontology annotation, cellular component: cytosolic small ribosomal subunit; ribosome. NCBI's taxonomy places the organism in Eukaryota, Fungi, Ascomycota, Eurotiomycetes, Eurotiales, Aspergillaceae. Gene Ontology annotation, biological process: ribosomal small subunit assembly; translation. Gene Ontology annotation, molecular function: structural constituent of ribosome; RNA binding. The record is from RefSeq and is a predicted model, not a curated record.